Molecule: messenger RNA, 3215 nt
Organism: Pogoniulus pusillus (Red-fronted tinkerbird)
Lineage: Eukaryota; Metazoa; Chordata; Aves; Piciformes; Lybiidae
Gene: ELMOD1
Product: ELMO domain containing 1
Exons: 12
Coding region: 227-1213 (328 amino acids)
Molecular function (GO): GTPase activator activity
Source: RefSeq, a predicted model, not a curated record
CUGAUAUUGCCUGUAGAGAAGAGGUCAAGAUCAACGGAUUAAGGCUCCAGCAACACAAACCAAACCACCACCAUGAAACACUUCCUGAGGAUGUCUACAAGCAAGAAUUCCCUCUUUUAAAGGCUUUUGAAAGCAAACUUGGGGUGCUUUUUAUGCUGUUCAUGUUACAAAUGGAAGAUUUCAACUGUUGUAAGCUUGAGAUGGAUGAGUAGUAGAAAACUGAAGGAUGUUUGUCCAGGUAUGCCUGUACUUCUACUGCAAAUGCUUGUGGCGCUGCCUAAAAUUUGUGGUCAGGAAACUAACAGGUCAAUGUGAAUUGCAAAGGAUCUGUUACAAUACCAAACCUGGAGCUGCCAGAACUAUGAAAAUAGAGGCAUCACUGAAAGGUUCAAAAAGUAAGCGGCUGCAAACUUCAGUAAGUGUUCAUCCUGAUGCCAUUGAAAAAACUAUAGAGGACAUCAUGGAGCUGAAAAGGAUUAAUCCAGAUAUAAAUCCACAGUUGGGAGUAUCUCUUCAGGCAUGCCUGCUCCAGAUUGUGGGGUACAGAAAUCUGAUUGCAGAGGUUGAAAAGCUGCGCAGAGAGCCCUAUGAUUCAGAGAAUCCGCAACAUGAGGAAAUGCUUCUGAAGUUGUGGAAAUGCUUGAAGCCCAAUUCACCACUGAAAGCUCGGAUCUCAAAGCAGUGGUGUGAAAUUGGUUUCCAAGGUGACGAUCCUAAAACAGACUUUAGAGGGAUGGGUCUUCUGGGCUUAUAUAACUUGGUGUAUUUUGCUGAAUGGGACACUGAGAUAGCUCUUCAAGUUCUCUCUGAUUCACUUCAUCCUAAAUACAGGGAAGUCACUAAGAAGGAUCUAAGCCAACUCAGCAAAGCUGAAUGGGAGAAGAAAAAGUUUGAUAAGGCCAUCGGCUAUUCUUUUGCAAUCGUGGGCAUUAACAUAACAGAUCUCGCAUACAACCUGCUUGUCAGUGGAGCUCUGAAGACCCAUUUCUACAAUGUUGCUCCAGAAGCACCAACACUAACUCACUUUCAGCAGACGUUCUGCUACCUAAUGCAUGAAUUCCACAAGUUCUGGAUUGAAGAAGAUCCUCUGGACAUCAUGGAGUUCAACCGCAUCAGAGAGAAAUUCCAUAAGCGAAUCUUGAAACAGCUCCAGAACCCGGAGAUGGCUUUGUGCCCUCAUUUUGCUGCGUCAGAAAGCUUAAUCAAUAUGUAGUUUCUCAUUCAAUUUGAUUUGGAAACACUGUCUCACUCUUGUGUUAGCUCACUGUUUAGACCAUCACUAGCAUACUGAAUGACCAUGGCGAUUGUAUGCAUGUUUUUGGUGCAGUACCCAUCUAUUUUGUCACAAGUACUGGAUUCCCCUUCUGCUUCUCUCGGUGGGGAUUUCUCAUUUUGAGUGGGUGCUCAUGUUGCCCCAUUAUGCAGUGUGACAUUCUCAAUUGAUGUCCAAGUAUCAGAGUUUUUCUAUUUUUUUAGACUUUCCUCAUAAUUUGGCAUUGACAAUUGAAUCGUAUUUCUCUAGCCGUGUUUUUGUAUAUGUGGAAUAAGUAGCUGGAUCUCGUAUUGUGACAGCUUUUUAACUUCUUGGUAUGUUUUAAGAUAACUACUGGCAUUUCAAGCAAAUUAUGUGUUUGGACCUCAUCUAGAAGAUAAUGUGUAUAAUUUAAUCCGAUGCAGGCAAACACAUUAAAGUCCGAUUUUCUCCAUGCAGACAUUAUAAGCUCAAUGCAGAAUUAAUGAGGCUUAUGAGAUACAAGUUUCAGUGAGAGGAGUUUAAGCAGAAUUGCUAUUGGACACAGCUGCAUGAAUACCAAGUGGUCUGGUGAUGCUAACACAUUCACAGUAAACUGCAAACACACUCACAGCUACUACCAGAUACUGACAGGGGCCAAAAAUUGCCAUGAGGCUGUUGUGACCAUCACCACCAUGCUGAAGCAUGGUCUAAAUUCCUGUACAUUCCUUUGAAUAUAUAGGGGUUAAUAUUUGGUGUCACAUGUUGAAAGGCAAUAUGGUUUGGUUACGUUGCACUUGGUGAAUUCAGAGGAACGAAAAUCUUUUUUUUUCUUUGUUUUCUUUUUUUCUUUUUUUAACUACUAAAACCAUUGUUUUGGUUCUCAGUUCAGUUCCCAGACACCUGGGACAAAUAAUUGAUGAGAAAGUUUAGAGCAAACCCACUUGAGUUUCCCAGACUACUUAUUUAAAAAAGAUAAAAUGGCAAAUUGCCUUUUUUUUCUAAAAGCAUAAACGAGUAAAAGUGUCUGACACUAAGAUUGUGUAGUAUAUUGAACAGCAUCUACCAUGGCAUUUCAUACCCAUGGUAUUUUUUACCUUCUAAGCAAUCAAUUUUAGUAUUAUAUGUUUGUGUAAAUCACUUGCAUAUGGAGACUAAACUGAGUAGUGUCCAACUACUUGUGAAUUAUAUGAAUAAAUUAUAUGUCAUCCUCAACUGAAGCACUGUGUGUUUUGUUUUUGAGGUAUGCAGUAGCACAGAUGAAAACUGUUUUACUUUAAUGGAUCAGAUCAAAGGGAUCCAACAGCUUUGCAUAAUCUCUGUAGUCUGAAGAGUGAUCUGAGCUUCCUCAAAUCAGCUUUUUAAUACCAUUUAUGGUUACAGCUUGGGCUGUUAUUUUGUAAGUGGAAAAAAAAAAAAAAAAGCAAUGAAAGUUCUUGGGAAACUCCUUGGAUUUAAGCCCUCUCAUUUCUUUCCUGUAAUGUAAAUUGGGGAUCAGGACUUCUCUACAGGGCUGGAAACUUGCACUCAUUGCAGAGUUUAUCAGCAAAGUUGUGUGGGUGUUGCAAUAAUUUGCCUUCUCCAAUGAAUUUGGAAAUAUGGAAUUGGGAUUAUUAACCAUUGCAUAUUUUGCAUGAAAAUACAAGGAAUUAAAUUUUUGCAUGGUGAAGUUGCUACUGUUCAUUUUGGAAAGUGGUUAUUUGCAGUUACUCGAUAUGGAACACUUCUUUGCAUCACUCUUGAAGCUUCUAAAAUAAGUUUAUAAUAACCGUUUUCAUCGUUGCAAAUCUCUUGCCUUUCUUCACUGCCUCACUCUGCAGUUUGUUAGGCUACAGUGGUUUAUUUUUAAUACUCUGCACUGGAAAUCAUGGAGUUGAGUGGGAGGGAGGCACAAAGGUCCCUGCUACCUUCUUACUGGUGUGAUCCUCUCAGUUGUUAUGCCUUGUCUCAAGGUAUCAACUUCAAAUAAAAUCAGAAAAUGUCA